Aspergillus chevalieri is the source of this 777-nucleotide messenger RNA. RefSeq names its product exosome non-catalytic core subunit CSL4 (gene CSL4). NCBI's taxonomy places the organism in Eukaryota, Fungi, Ascomycota, Eurotiomycetes, Eurotiales, Aspergillaceae. Gene Ontology annotation, cellular component: nuclear exosome (RNase complex); cytoplasm. Bases 1 to 777 code for a protein of 258 amino acids. Gene Ontology annotation, biological process: RNA processing. The record is from RefSeq and is a predicted model, not a curated record. Gene Ontology annotation, molecular function: RNA binding. The transcript has a single exon.
AUGGCGGCUACCUUUCCAUCCCUGGCCAUUCCAGGUCAGCGAUUGGGUUCGACUAUCUCGUAUGCCGCAGGUCCAGGCACACAUGUGCACGAUGCAGUCAUUUACGCAUCCAUUGCUGGCCCCGUCAUAGUUGACCAAGCCCAGGCAAAUUCCAAAGCAAAGUCUCUGCUUACUGUCUCACGGUCAAUCAACAGACAGACAGGAGCAACCCAGAGCGGCACAGCUACCGUGAAGCCAACCGCCUCGACAAUUGCUCCGAAGCCAGCUACUACAAAGCCCAAACUGAAGUACAACACCCUCCCGGCAGUGGAGUCUGUCGUUCUAGCUCGUGUGACUCGCGUGCAGAAACGUCAAGUCAUCGUGUCAAUCCUUGUCGUCUUGGACGAACUCUCCAGCUCGCAGGUUUCAGACCCGUCGAAGACGACUUCUGACAAUGACAACAUAGAGUCAAUUCUUUCGUCGGCCGCGAAUCCCGAGAACCACAGUUCUUCUGAUGAGUUGCGGUUCCAGGCUCUGAUUCGGAAAGAGGAUGUGCGCGCUGUCGAGAAGGAUCGUGUCGUGAUGGAUGAGAUGUUCCGUGUUGGGGAUAUUGUGCGGGGCACGAUUAUCUCGCUGGGUGAUCAGAGUUUCUACUAUAUCACUACUGCACGGAAUGACCUUGGUGUUGUCAUGGCGCGGAGUGAGGCUGGGAAUAUGAUGUUUCCGGUUAGCUGGAAGGAAAUGAGAGAUCCUGUUACUGGUCUUGGGGAGUUGAGGAAGGUCGCGCGUCCGUUCUGA